Molecule: messenger RNA, 153 nt
Organism: Amoebophrya sp. A25
Lineage: Eukaryota; Dinophyceae; Syndiniales; Amoebophryaceae
Source: the annotation of a GenBank genome assembly
CGACAGUCUGUCCUUCAUCUCUCUGGAACUAGAAAUCAGAGGCUCACUUCAUGCGGUCUACUCUUUACGGAACGAUCUCGCGUUAUACUUGCUCAAAAAGCAUUCUAAUUUGAAUGUAGAAUGGAAAUAUGCAGAUGAUAGAUGACACGUACG